Messenger RNA from Nerophis lumbriciformis (worm pipefish), 234 nucleotides. The record is from RefSeq and is a predicted model, not a curated record. Lineage: Eukaryota; Metazoa; Chordata; Actinopteri; Syngnathiformes; Syngnathidae.
AUGUCGUUCUGUUCCUUCUACGGUCGGGAGGUUUUUAAAGACCACUUCAAACCAGGAAUUUACGCAUGCGCCAAGUGCAAUCACCCGCUGUUCUCCAGCCGCUCCAAGUACGAACACUCGUCUCCCUGGCCGACCUUUACGGAGACCGUCCGUGAAGACAGCGUCGCCAAACGUGUCCUGCGGCCAGUGCGGAAAUGGUCUCGGCCACGAAUUUGUCAACGACGGACCGGCUAA